Rattus norvegicus (Norway rat) is the source of this 15077-nucleotide messenger RNA. NCBI's taxonomy places the organism in Eukaryota, Metazoa, Chordata, Mammalia, Rodentia, Muridae. The record is from RefSeq and is a predicted model, not a curated record.
AAGGGUUGGAGAGGAUCUCUAGAUGACUUAAGUGAAGUGCAGAUGGUGGUAGUGUGUCAUAAUGACAUCAGUAUGAUCCCCGAAGAGGAAAGAGCUGAUUUUGAUAAUAAUGGCUGUCUACUCUUGGGAGCUAGAGGCACAUGGGAGAUGGCCAUUAGGUGGCAUGUAUAUAGAACCACAUGAAAACUAAAAUGUGGAAAUAAACGAGGUCUUGCCUGUGAAUCCAGAGUUUCUGGUUGUCACUUACAAGGAGGGUGAACAAGUGCAGUCAGUGACACAUCAGUGAUCCUGGUCAUCAGGACAGGAAGUGAGUGUGACAGUGAAUGUGCAAGUGUUGGAACUUUUGACCUGCUCUUGACGUCUUGACUACUGGAGAACAAAAGAGAGGUGUUACUGAUUAUAGAAUUCUGCAUGGAACUAAAAUGACUUUGAAACCUUUCUUAUGGGGGCAGAAGUCUUCAGUUAUUGGCUUCUAAAUGGGUAAGUUGAAAUAUGGGACAAGAGUCUCUAGUUCAUAAUUUUCACAUAAAAUAGUUAAUUUCCUAUAAAAUAAAUUAUGAAACAAUCAUAUUUUGGGUGUUUGAUGAGAAGACAUAGAUCAGGGAGUCACACUCAGAGCAGUAAGAAUAACAGGAAUUUAGCAAAGUAGACCUGCUGAUAACAAAAUAAAGGUGGAACCUACAUCAGCUUCUUUGAGGAAGUGACAUCUGUGAACCACUUAUUAAUGCACAAGCACCUUCCUUUUGGGGGAUUUUCUUACACUAUCUCCCUUUCUAAUGACUUUUCGGAGUCACCUUCCUUGCAUCAAGAAGUUCCUGUGUCCCUUAAAUCAACUACAGACAUCCACUCUGUGGCCUCCAUAAGUCUCUUUUGUCUUUCAGAGAAUCUAAAAUGUCCUUAAGAACAGAAUGUCCCUUCCCUCCAGGUCAUCUUCUCCAAAAUCAAUCAGCAGGAUCCUUCCAGAGCAAACCAGUCAUGGCCGACUGCAGAGAUCCUGAACAUUGGAAAUGCCCCUUUCUCAUGUAACUUUAAAGGUUAUAUACAAUGAAAUUCUGUUCUUCUGGUAUCUCAUUCACUGUCACUCUUUUUGCUUCUUGAAUGUUCUCAUCCCUGUAGUGUGUGCGCACGCGAGUAUUUGUGUGUGUCUGUGUGUUCUCUGUGUGUGUGUCUGUGUGUGUGUCUGUGUAAGUGUGUGUCUGUGUAUGUGUGUGUGUGUGUUAAUGUUGUUGGGCACUCUAUUAAAUUAAGAGCAACUUCUCACCAGUUGACAUUAUUUCACACACCUAGUAAACGUUCAAGAAAUAUUUGCUUUGAUGAACAUGUGUGAAAGAAUAAUUCUGGGUGGAGAGGAAAAGCAAAUGGUUAUUGGCCAAGUGAAGAGACAACAGUAAAUUAAAAACUCCACUGGCAUAGAGUUUCUAACUUAUUACAUCUUUUCAGUAUAUGGUAAAAUUUUAUGUAAUGAAAAAGAUUAAAGUAGAAUAAUUACACUUCCACUUAACACUCAAUCUCAGGAGACAUCCAGGUGUUAUACGUGUGGUGAGAGUUUUUCUUUGUACAAUUCCAAUCCAAAUGCAUGUUUGGAAAAACAACAACAGUAAAAACAGUGGCUAUUUUCUCACAGCUGACCUUCAAAAAAUAUCUGAAUAGACAAAUGUUUUCCAGAGUACAAUAUUAUCCAAAAGCCGUUUUCCCCUUUCCUCUUACUAAACCACUUAAUUUGAGAAUGCUCAUGUUACUGAACUCUAUUCAGUUUUUAAAAAUCAAUCACUCGCACGCUGACUAUUUUUAAGUGAAUCUGACACUUUGCAGGAUCCCGUAAAUAAACAAAACGUGCACAGCUUUGCUUAUGUCGGGAACCUUCUGUUAAGUGUUGCUUCUAUUUAUUUACUUUUAAAUUAUGCCAGAUUUUUGCAAAUUUGAGUCAGUUUGGGGAUCAACUUGAACAUUUAAAGACUGGCUAUUUACUUUGCUUAUGAUACUUUGUAAUUACGUCAGGGCAUGAGACUUGAGGGCUGGCUGGCAGAAGGCAUUAUGGGGAAAUGUUUAAAAUGGACCAAAACAUAGAUCUAGCAUACUAUGCUAUGUUGCUAAAAAUUUCAUGAUUUCUCUUAAACCUAAUUUCCUUCAAUUUUUAUAUUCUUUUUGCUUUUCUCAUUGCACUCAGAGAACUUUAGCUCAUAUCCUGCUGUCAGUAGAGCAUGAGACUCUUUAUCUCAGGGUCAUGUGUUCGAGACCCACGUUGGGUGCCAUCUGUUGUUGUAAAAUAUAAAAAUAAAAAAAGUAUAGGUUGUCUUUUAUCCCUGCUAGGUCCGGCACCGUGGUGCCCGAAGAUAUCUGUUGGAUAUCUUAAUUCUCAGUCAGCAAAGCGUCUCACCUGCUCUGCUCCAUCCCCUAUCACACUACUGAAGGCCUCUUUCUGAGCUGUCAGCAAUCUCUCUGACUAUCUAGUUCUCAAGAUGUUUCCAUGCCAGAAACACACAUCCCAACUCCAUGGUGGCCCAGACCAGCCGCCCCACACUCCAUUACACUUAAAUCUACACAUGAAAGAACACACAACACAAUAACCUUAGAUCCAAUAGAUAAGAUAUAAUUGCCCACCUAAACAUACAAUGUUGGUGCCAUCCAUCCCUUAAGAACAUUGAAAAUAACCUGUAAAUACACAGAGUGGGAUCUUAAUGUCAUCUGCCAUAUUGUCCUGCUACUGCUUCUCUCUCUCUCUCCCUCCUUACUCUUCUCCUUUUUAGUUCCAGUCUCCUCCUCUUCCUUCAAACUUCUCUCCUGCUCAUUCUUCCUUCUCCUCCAAUGACAGGCCUCCUUCUCCUGUACCUGCCCCUCACCAGUAUUUUACAAAUUCAAUGGGGAGAAGGUUCUGGUGAAGUCACCUGAUUCCUGAGUCCUGAGUAUGCAGCUGUCCUUGGGGCAGUGGAAUUAGCAUCGAAAUACAGAUAACUCCAGGGCAAACCACAACAUAUCCCUAAUACUUCUGACACUCAGCUAGUCAGUCCAUGAUUUGGAUUGCACAGUAUAAAAGGUCUUGUGGUCAUGAAUGGGAGAUGGGACUCAAUAAAGUUAUUGGAGAAAUCGAAACUUCCCAGAAAGCCAUGCUAUUCCAAAAUAAUCCUUGUUUAUAGGAAUUGAUAAGUGAUAUUAUAAUUUACUAAUUUUCUCAAAUAAAGAACUGACCCCUACUAUUAACACAAAGUAACUGCCUCUUGCGGAAAAUUUGACAUGAUUUGUGAGGCCCAGGCCUGGGUAACCUUUCUAAGGUAGUAGAAAUCAAAUGACAGAUGAACUACAUGAGGCAGCUAACAAUGAUAUUUAUCUAACCAACAACAGUGUGUCUCCUAGAGUCUCCUUGGACCCUCAUAGAAACACGGUUUCUAUCCUCCACGCUGUCCCCUUCUCUAGGAGGACCUCAUCUUUCAUCCUGCAAAUGACACUUGUUUGGAAGACAAUGUCAGUCUCAUUGUCUCAGAGUGGCUGGCUUACAUGUGUCCACGUGAUCUAAUUUUAACUCAGAGGAAUUGGCAGUAGUGCUUCUGGGCAAGUUUUUCCACACUAACUAUUUAGACACAUAGCAAAGCCUUUCUCUUUCCCUGAAUGUGAUGCCUGAACCUAGUGCCAGUGGAGUGUGAGGGAAACAGUCUGUGAGAGGAGCCGAGGUCAUAGGGUGGCUCAGUAAGACACAGGAAGAAUCAUGUCAUCCAUGACGUUGGAAAGCCAUGGCUAUCUCUUGCCUGAAUCCAGUUCUACUCUGAACUCAUAAUUUCACCCAGUUAGAGUAACUGUUUUGCCAUGGAUUCAACAUCAUUCUGAUAGCCUUCUGUCUGAGGUCAAAGAAUACAUUUGCUAAAGUACUUUCACAUCUGGACUGGACGUCAGCCUCCAAUGCUCUACCCAGCCAGGCAAUGCUAUGUUGUGAGCAGUCAGUACAAAUGGGCACAGACUGAGUUCAGGAUUCCAGUGUUUAUAUGGACAGGUGUUGGAUAAUAAAAUAUACCAAAAAUACUGGAAAACUUAAGGCUCCAUCCCCAGAAGUGGUACCAGCUCCACCACCGGGAAUUGAUUAAACAAAUCUCCCGACAUUUGAAGGAAAAUUAAUAUUUCAUUCAGUUUGUCUAACUCCGUGGACCCAAAUAAAAGAUGUUUUUGGGGGCUACCUUCAAAUUGUCAAUUGUCAAUUUAUAAUUCUGAAUAGAGGAAUAUGAUGUCUCUUUGCCAAAUAGGUCUCUUAUUUUCCUACCCUGUCUGACUGAGGAAUGUUUUCAUCCAGGGUAAAUUCCAAGAAGAAAAGACCACAAUAUGGAAGCGAAAGCUUUAAAAGGGAGUGAGUGCAACAUUCAUUCUGAAGAAACAAAGAAAAGCAGUACAAAAUUAACAACUCUUAGAGGUGGGAGGCUGUAUUUUCAGGUAGUUUGCUUCUAUGGUACUGUUCUACUAAAUAGCUUUAACACUUUGCUAACAUUAAUUAAACCUCACAAACCCUGUGAGAUAGGUAAUUGCUAUAAUUAAAGUGAUAUUUCAGACUGGUUAAAUGAGACUUAAAAUACCCAAGGUCAGAGUAAGACUGUGAGGCCUAGUUUAGCUUCUCACUCUUACAUUCUUAUGUCAGAUGACUAUCCUAGAAAGGGGCUUGACUGUUUUAUGACUUUUUCUCUCUGUAUGCUUAGAUUAAGAUAUAAUAUGAGUAUACAGAGACAUUAAACUUGGAGUUAUUUAAGGAAGCUUGAAGACGAUGUGAAACAUUGUCUAAAGGAAUGAUCGAUAUUCUAUGAUACUAUGUAUACCAUUUCAAAUUCACUUCAAUUAAUUGCAUUUAUUUUUUAAAAAUUCGAAUGUAAACUCUGGUUUCGCUAAAUCCAAGAUUAAAUGAAGAGACCAGUGCACGUAAAACACUCUCUAUACUACAUACCAACAGGUAAGAGACUGCCAUCACUUCAGAAAGAGAACCGAGCAGACAGACAGAAGGAAGUCUUCUUGUUGCUAUAACUACAGAACAGCAAAGGUCAGCACAGGGUGGGGGUGGGGAUCCUGUCUGGAUUGAACUUUUAGCAAUUCAGUGAUAUUAUCUAGAAUUCUUCCUCUCAAGGAAGGAAAAUGGACUUGUGCUUUUUCUAAAAUAGUUCAUUGAAAAUAAACACUGGACACGCUCGUUUUUAGAAAAGCACAGAGAAUUGUUUUAUUAGAAACGAAGGAUUAAUACUAAACUGUGUACAAACUUGGGUUUUGGCAAAUACUUUAUGAAAAAAUUUCUUUAUUGGAUUUAAAAAUAGGGAGGCCAGGGAAAUAGGUUUAACCAAGUGAACCCGUUAUUUUCUUUACCCUCAACUGUCACCGUCUUCAGCCUUGACUGAGGUCAUCCAAACCAUAGAAGAAACUAUCUUGUCAUUAGAACGGCAUGGUUAGGGCAAUGAAGACAGAUGAACAGGCAGCUUGUAAGUCAAGACUCCUGUGUUAACUUCAAGAAAGCAUCAGCUUAGAAUAUGAAGUCCAGUGUGGAGAUGAUGCUGAUGCUGAUGCUGAUGAUGCUGAUGCUGAUCCUGAUCCUGAUCCUGAUGCUGAUGCUGAUGCUGAUGCUGAUGCUGAUGCUGAUGCUGAUGCUGCCACAUUAAUUAAAGUGGAAGGCAAUGACAAUGUGUAUAGACCUUUGUUUUUUAAGAUCUAGCCUCAUCGAAUGACAACUGUGGAUUCAUAGCACCAAGUAAACUUGGAAGGGUUUCCUUAACACAAACUAUUAAGGAAUGUGAAAUAUUUUUUCCUUCUUAUAUGAUCACUAGAGGGAUAGGUCUUUAGGAUAAGUAGCAGUAUUUGGAUUACAGUUGUUAAUUUUUCUGUCUGAUAAUGGCAAGCUGAACUAUGUUAUGUCUGAGGAAGUGGGUUUGGAUAGAGUACUUAGAGGGACAAAUAGAAGCUGGCAUCGCCUAAAAUUUAUCUCUAAGCCAUUUUAAUUCAGGUUCAUGGCAUUUCCUUUAACGGUACCAUUUCUGCUUUCUUUGUUGUUUAGGAAACCUUUAUUUGAACACCUAGCUCUGUCUAACCUGUCCUUAAAUAUUUAAGGAAGCAUCAAUCGUUCCUAGAUGUUAAACUUCCCAUUAAAUCACUAAGGAACUAUGCCUUACAGUGGUAAUCUCAAAGGGGAGUAAUUAGUAAAAUAGCCCCCAGGAGGAAAAGGAAUCUGGAGGUAAGACACUGAGCUAUGUAUUCUGCUAGUGUUACAAUGGAUGGAGGCUUCCAGAUGUCCUUCACAUGUUUUUGUCUUCUAAGUAACAGAGUUGCAAUCAGUUGGUGGCCACCAGGGAUCUUGGCAGCCAUUUGUGGCAAGUUCCCAGUUCUUGGCAAGUACAUGCUAACUUGGAUACUGUGUUUGACUGGAAGACCGAUCAGCCUUGCUUCCUCUGUGCCCUUCUGCCAGUUGAACACAGGAUAAGUAGUUGAUCCUGAAGUCCCAGGUUAGAAGGAAAUAGGAUCCCUGCAUCCCUCAGAGAUGAGCGACCCUCUGGCCUCGAAUGACCAUCCUUAGGAUGACCAGUGUAUUUCUAUGGUUUCACACUAUGGGAAUAUAGGGAUAAUGACAGUGAUAUUGACCACAGAAGCAUGCUAAAGAUACAAACAGCUUGCAACCAUUUGAAAGUCGUGGUAAGCAUCUAGAAGAGAAAUUCUUAAGUUUUAGUGUUUCAUAGAAUUAGGGAUCUUGUUGAGAACUAACUUGAAAAUUAACACUGGCAAAGAAUUUUCAAAGCUCUGGCAUUUUAUCUUGGGGACAAUAUAAGGCGAAGACUAGUGUAAGAGAUGUCAGACAUACAAGCUUUUAAGAUUAUAUAAAAAAUAAUGAGGCCGGAAAUAGGCAAGGAAAGGAAGUUUACUUUAUUGCAUUUGGGGAAGCCUAUGGUUAAUUUUCUGGUGGAAAGGGCAUGGACUGUUUAUAAUUUUUCCCUGCAUGUUCAGUUGGCAUCAUAUUAGCCAUGGCUCCACAAUCAUAAUUAAAUCUAAGAUUCUAAUGUCUAGAGAGGGUCUACUGAUCAAUUAAUUAUUGAUCAUAAAACUCAGACUGAAGUUAUAACCAUAUGGCACUGGAGAGACACUGGAUUUUGUAAAAUUUGCUCAAUUGGUAGAAUUGUCUAAAAUUUCUUGACUUUCUCUGGAAUUUUUUUCACUUUUAUUUUUUUUUAAAGAAAGAAAAAGAAGUAUGAGAAUAACAUAAGAUACUGCAGAUGCCUGGUACAGAUAGUUCAUCAAUAGUAGUCAUCAACAGUAACAUUAAAGAUUAAACCGAUGCUUUUAAAUAUUUGUAAACUUGGAAGCCAGGUGUGAUAGCACACACUUAUAAUCUUAGAAUUCAUCAGGCAAAGUUCAAGGCUACUCUGAAGUACAUAGCAAGACCCUGUCUCAACAAAACAAACAAGCACUAUUUAUAUAUCCGUAUACUUGAAAAGAUACUUAGGGAUCUUCGUAGAACGUAUUUACACAUUAAAACUGAUUGCAGUCUGCUGAUAGAUUUCAUAUGAUGCUCAGCUCAAAAACAAAAAAGGAAAAGAAAACAAACAUUGAGUGGAAAUUUUCUUUCCUUGCAUAUGCAAGGCAUUCCCAGAAAUGUAGAAAUAACUCAUUAAUUAUCCAAUUAUUUUGCCUGAAAAGACAUAACUAUUUUUUAAACAAACUUAGCCUAUGUCUACAAAAAAGACGAGCAUAUUGCAACUACUUCAGCCACUGCUACCUACCUCUUGAGAGAUCAUCUUGAGUGUGCACACCAACGUUCUUACCAUCUUAUCCGCUAUCCAUAACCUUCACAUCACCAAAUCUUGACAAGGUCAAGAUAAAUCUUUUGAAAAUUCAAAUAUAAAAUAGUUUACGCUGUCUUUUAGUAAUAUGUUCUCAUAAAACAAAUAACCCAUGUUUUUCUUCCCUCUCUGAAACCACGAUACUGCAUUACUCCACAAUAUGGUUUCUGUUACAUUGUGUAACUUGAUUCUACUUUAAAGCUGAGUCUGAUUUCGUUUGCUCUUAGAAGGCUCGUUCAGAGUCAGAUGCUGUAGUGCACAUCUAGAACCCCAGGACAUUGGCGUCUGAGCCAGGAUAACUGCCUAGGAGGGACCCAGGCUAGCCUGGGCUAUAUAGUAAAUUCCAGAAAUUUCUGGGCUACAGUAUGAAACACCUUCUCAAAUCCCAUCCAAGUGGGAAGGGGUUGGGGAGAAAGAGUAAUAUUUAAAAGGACUUAAAAAUUAACAUCCUAUUUCAUACCCGUUUCUGGCAGUCUGCAGCUCAAUAGGUGUACACCAUGUGUCUUGUAUAUCUCGGUUUCUUUGAGACGGUAAGGAAGAGGUUAAUUCAUAGUUGGAUUUCAUGAGUUUUAUUUACAUGCGAUGUGUGUUAAAUACUUAUCUUUCAGUUUGAAGUAUUUUCCCUGGGUGAUGGGAAGUAAAAUGUCCAUCACAUUAAAAUUAGUUAAAAGAGAUCGUUUAGAUAUAAAAGUAAAGUUUGGAGUUAAAAUUAGGGAGGUGGGAUAGAAAUCUGACUCCUUGGAACUACCGGAUAAAAGAGGAAAGGGGGAGGGUGAAGCCAUGUAGGGCAGGAAGACGCGGACACAGUGGGAAUGGCAGGCGGUGUGGGAGACGAGAGAAAGGCAGCCACAGACUGAGACCGGUCAAGCAUCGCAUCAUUUUUGUUUUCUUUAAACAUUCUGGCAUAAUAACAUUUCAGGGAUUCGAACCACCAGAACACCGGUCCCUUUACCCCUUACUUUAGAACGAUAACGAUUCUCUUUUACAGUGUCUUUCCCGGCCCCACCAGGAAGAUCAUUUAAAAGCAGGCGAUGGGGAUGUGAAACUGAGAGCCUUCCUGCACCACACAGGACCUUCCCUCUGUGUCUGGCACGGCUCUUCCCUGCUCAGCCAGGGAACCCAGACAAGUUUAUUUACACACCCCCCCCGCCCAGCGUGCACAAACACACCCGCAGAGAGCGAGGGCGCGAGGGGCGGGAACGCCCUCUCUUCCAUCCCUUCCAAACAAUUAUCUGCCAGAGAGAGAAAAAAAAAAAAAAAAGAAAAUCCUCCGCCGAGCCGGGGGCUGGCGGGGCGGCGGGCGAGCCGGGAAACGUGGCCGCGCCGGCGAGCUGGGGAUUUGUGAAAAGGAGCGCUGGCCCGCGUGCGCCUCUUGUUCCCGGUGUAAUUUGCAGCCAAUCAUCGGGAGGUGUCCGCGCCCUGCGUCCUGCUCACCUCGGCGCCGCGGCCCGCCCCCGCCCCCGGCUCCGCACCGCCUCCCUCGCCUUUCUCCGCGCUCCCCUCCCCCAGCCACCGCACACACGCACACACACAAACAGACGGGGGGGGGGAGGGUGAGAAAGAGAGAGAGAGAGCGAGAGAGAGAGAGACUCCCCGGCUCCCUCCCUCCCUCGCACACAGCGACUGGAGACGGACCGGGAGCAACGCGCUGGGAAGAGCAGAGACCACCGACAACAGCCCCGCGCUCUCCCACACACGCUCACACUCGGCGCUUUCCUCUCCACCCCCACCUCCUCCUCCUUCCACCCCCUCCACUAACACCAUCUCCUCCUCCUCUCUGCAACAAGAAAAAAAAGCCAUUUACAGGGGGUGAUGUGCAACUAAUUAAAGGCAGACUGGCAGCGUCUGCAAAUUCUAAGGCUCCCCAAAUAAAAAGAGACUGUUGUAACAGUUGGAGGAUAAUGCAAAGGAAGACGCUGCCUGGGAAUUCACCGUCUGUGGACAUGCGCCCCAGAGAGGACUAGAGCAGCCCUCACCUUGCUCUCCCCACCCGGAUCCCACUUUCCUGCACGGCUCGGCCCGUACCCCGACCCCACCAUCACCCGCUUCCCUUCCCCCCACCUCUCCCCCUUUCCCACCCAGGUGUCGGACCAGGCGGUCCCCACUUCCACCCUGCACCCCUUCUUCCCCCCCUGCACCAUGAACACCAAUGUCUGCGUGGAGCCGGGGCCGAGCCCGGAGGCCCCGGGCUUGCCCAAGGAGAGCCACCUGCCCGAGGGGGCCCUGAACAGCCUUGUGGAUUACAACUCUGAGAUGGAGCGCUAUCGCUCUUUUGCCACCUCCUUCUACAAGACCAACGGGGGCGCCUUCCCGCAGGCAGCCAAGAUCGCGCGCAUCACCACCCCCAUCUUCCCCAGCAGCGCCGCCGCCGCCGCGGCUGCUGCGCGCAUCGGCAUGUCCCCGUGGAACUGCGACAACGCGGCCACCGCCGCCGCCACCGCGAUGCUCUGGGGCAGCGGGGGCGGCGGCGGAGGCGGUGGGGGCGGGGGUGGGGGCGGCGGAGCCGGCAGGAAAUCCUCCUCGGCCGCCGCCUCCUCCUCCGCCUCCUCCUCGGCGAUCCUCCCCGCCGCCGGCGGUGGCGGUGGCGGCGGCGGCAGUGGCAGCGGCGGCGGCGGCGGCGGUGGCGGCGGCAGGACCAGCAUGCACCACCGGAACGACUCCCAGCGUCUGGGGAAGGCUGGCUGUCCGCCAGAGCCGUCGUUGCAAAUGGCAAAUACUAAUUUCCUCUCCACCUUAUCCCCCGAACACUGCAGACCUUUGGCGGGGGAAUGCAUGAACAAGCUCAAAUGCGGCGCUGCUGAAGCAGAGAUAAUGAAUCUCCCCGAGCGGGUGGGGACUUUUUCCGCUAUCCCGGCUUUAGGGGGCAUCUCAUUACCUCCAGGGGUCAUCGUCAUGACAGCCCUUCACUCCCCCGCAGCAGCCUCAGCAGCCGUCACAGACAGUGCGUUUCAAAUUGCCAAUCUGGCAGACUGCCCGCAGAAUCAUUCCUCCUCCUCCUCGUCCUCCUCGGGGGGAGCUGGCGGAGCCAACCCGGCCAAGAAGAAGAGGAAAAGGUGUGGGGUCUGCGUGCCCUGCAAGAGGCUCAUCAACUGUGGCGUCUGCAGCAGUUGCAGGAACCGCAAAACGGGACACCAGAUCUGCAAAUUUAGAAAAUGUGAAGAGCUAAAGAAAAAACCUGGCACUUCGCUAGAGGUCAGAGGAGAUGAUUUCUUGUUUCCCAGUCUUGCCCCCUCCCUCCUCACCCCCCUGCCCUCUCCCCCACAGGGUUUCUUGUCUGGAUUCAAGACGCAGCAUCCCCUUUUCUGAAGCUUCUUGCAGGCUGAAACAUACUGGCAUGGGUGGUUGGCGGAGGACUUGGCCUCAAUACCACCCUCUCAGCUGCACUUCAGUCGGGACCGCCCUUCGGCUAGAGAGUGCCCCUCCUUUUUUAGUCUCUGGAAAAAAAGGCAAUUGGUCUAAGAACCCGAAGUUUUGCAUCUGAGUAUGCUUAAUAUUUUCCCUGCUGUUUUAAACUGGUCCAUCAGGAAAACAUCCAAACAAAAAGCUCUGCCCCAAAUAUUGAACAUAUUUAUCAUUCAUAUAUAUAUACAUAUAUGUAUGUAUAUAUAUAUAUAUAUAUAUAUAUAUAUAUAUGGACUUAGUAUAGCCCAGACAUAACACUACUCAUGUUGUACACAACUUAAAGUAUACGCAUACAUAUGUAUAUAUACCAUCUUUGUGUGUGUGUGUGUGUGUGUGUGUGUGUGUGUGUGUGCGCGUGCAUGUGUGGGCUGAAUUGCCUGGAUUCCAAAGGGGAUUUUUAUCCUCUUCUAGAAUAAUUUUCUUCUGAGCCUAACAGGAUGUUUUUUGUUUCCUGUCUUUUUUUUUUUUUUUUUUUUUUUGCCUUCCUGAUAAUUUUUGAGCCAGCAGAGAGAGUGUAGGGAGCUGCUAGUCACAUUUUUGAGAUGUGACUUUGAGUAAAAUGAUAAUUAUUUACUAAUGUGACCUAACGGGGAGCUUAUUUUUAAAAUAAUUUACGUAGUUCCAGGAAAACUCGGUUGUUUUGUUGUUGUUUUAGAUUUUACAUCUCCCUUGGGUUCAGCAUCUGACAAAGUAACCAUUUUGUGGUUGCAAAAUUACUCUAAACAUAGGAAGGCUUUGGUCGGUGCCAUAUGUGGUAAAUGAUAGUUUACUUUUCCUAUAGGUCUUUAAAACAGACAUUAUUCACUAAAGUAAUGGUAACAUUAGGCUUUUAAUUGCAUUUUAAAUUAAUAUUGAUACAUGGGACGAACAUUUUAUAUGAUAGCCUAAUCAAAACACAGGAGGAAAAAAUGCAAAAUUACAGGUAUAUUGUUUUGGUGACAUUCAGAAAGGAAGUAUGAACAGGCAAUCACAGUCUCUGAUGAAAUCUAGAGAGAAAGGCUAUCUGGUGAGCUGCUUGUGCAAUGUGAGGCAGGGCAAUGGGUUUACUCUUAGGGAAGGUUCUGUGGACUAGACUGGAUGUUGAGAGUGACUGCCCCAAUCCGUCCUGAGGAAUACUUACUUGCACAUUCUUUUAAAAAAUCAGGAACAUGACCUAGGGAUGCCUUCCUUGGAGCACUGAGAAUUGGAGUUUUAAAGAAUAAACAUAAAAGUUAAAGAUCUUGCUUCUGUUUUGACUACAAAGAAGACGGAUCAUCUUGGUUCAAACCAAGGCCAAGGGACUGGGAUUUCCAAAGUUAGCAGCAUAUGGACUGCAGUUCUGUCACAACAUUGCAUGUAUUCCUCCUCCUAAAGAAACCAGGUCUUCUUGGGAACUGUAAUUGUUUCACAGGGUAUGUCGUUGUUCUUCCUGUGGGAAACUAUGGUCAAGCAAAGGUAACAGCAGCUACAGUGCAGGUUAUGUAUUUCCCGAGAUGGCAAGAAACUAACUUUUGAGCUCUCUGUUGUACUUUCAUUUACUAUAACUUCUUUCGGUUGGAAGACCAUGGGAAAUUUUAGCUUAUGAUGAGGCGGUGGCCUAUGAAUGUCUAGUGAAUAGGACAGUAUGGCUUCUAUUUUCCCUUUGAAGAGUAAUCUGUAGAGUUAUAUUUCUGGCAUUGUAUAUAGUAUAGCAUUGGAAUUGUCAUACCCUAGCUUCAGCUAUAGCAUAGCCACCUGUUCCAUUGCAGGGGACGUAGUGGAGAGGAAAGCUGAAUGACCCUCAUCUAUUUAGUCAGCAACCACUCCAGAGGAGUUUGCUACGAGCUCCAGUAGGCUUUCAGCCAUGUUUCUAGGCUGCUGUGUUCAUUUAAACUGGCUUCGUAUAUUUCUUCUCUGUCUCUCUUUCAGUGGUUUCCCACAAACUUUUCAAAGUUUUUGUUCAUAGUUCCAAGCAUCGUAGAAUCGUUUAUUUUGUCUUUGAAAAUUAGCGUGCACAGAACGUUGUGGCCACGCAGAAGGUGGGGAGUGGGUGAGAGAACGCACAUUUCCCACUGCAGGUGUUUUCCGGAGUGAGGGUUCCUUCUACCUACCAGGGCAUGCGGGACAGUUCAGGGCCAUGAAAUACUACUAGGCAAAACAAAAGGAAAAAAAGGUUUCUAAAUUGUCUGAGUGUCUAUCCAGGUCCUGAAUAGAGUAAUUGCCGUGUGAUUACCUCAAACCCACAUGGAUCCUCAGGCUACACUUGUAGGAAACUUCCAGGGCUUGCAUAUAGGGUAGCAGAUCUUCAAUGAUUGAACCGAAGCUGAAAAAGUUCCCCUGCAGAUCCGCUUUUCUAUCUUUAAUUUGGCCCAUUAUGAUCUCAGGAGAUGUUUUUGAGAGUGGGUAGACUCUUGUCAGGUCUAGGAGUUGGAUUUCAAUCAUAAACUUAGUAGCUGAUACUUGUGGCGCUAACUUUCAGACACAUAAGUGGUUUAUAUCUACACACUACUCACGACUCAUCCUCUUAGCACUCCAAACCCUCCUUCUCUUUGACCUGGUCUUAUCUCAGAGACCAGAGGCACAGUCAGAUUGCUUUUAGGCUGUGGAAAUCAAGAUUAAGGAAGAUUCACAUGGAUGUGUUGGGAUUCUGCCCACAUUCUCUUAAGCCUCCUUUCCUAGCCUUCCUUUAAAUGCGACUUCCCCUGCUUAGUUCCCUGUUAAGAGCAACUUACGUUGUAGCACUCCCUGUUGACGUUCAGUGUGGCAAUACCCAUGGAAUAGUGUGUGCUCUGUGUUCUGUGUGCUGUGUGUUUGCACAUGCCACGGCUCCUUCAUCAAUCACUGUAUUAACAAUAGCCACUAAUUGUUAAAAGCAGUUGAUACAAAUGCAUUGUGUUCCUGCUGGACGAAAUUUACUUUAAGAGUCUAUGUCUUUAAUUAACAUUCAGUUCCUAGAUUUAUUUAAAAUAUGACCAUUUAGGGGAUUAUUAUGAUACUAGGUAAAUACUUAUAUAUGCAACCUUUAUUUUUUUGGCCUGAUACAAAGAUUUCACUUUUUAAAAUAUCACGAUCUAAUGUAACUCAAGGGAUAAAGUCCCAUGGGCAAGCCCAGCCUCUUAGUCCCUGAACAUUGUUCAGGUGACAUGAUUGAUCUCUGUGGGACAGCAUUAGAGACCACACAGAGCUGGUUUCUCUCCCAUUAGUUGAUUUAUGGAAUUACAUUAGUGAAGCUGUACCUCUGGGAGGCUCCCCUGCCUCCCACUCCUGCUCUCUUUCCUGCCACAACUUUAUAGAGAAGAGAUGGGAAAACUGGGGGAAAAAACAGUUAAAAGGGUGGUUAUGUUUUUCUUUCUCUUUUCUCUCACUUAAAAAAUAGGAAGUGUGCCUAUGUACCAGCCCCCCAGCAAUGUUUCUAGAAGCCAGCUCGAGAUUCUGAAGGAUUUGAUGAAAAACAUUCUGAUGUUAUCAAGUGAAACCAGAUAACUUGGUUUAGAAACGUGUUUUAGAAGUGGAGAGAGACACUACGUAUUCAUUUUAAGCUCUGGGGGCCCCAACCAAGGGCAGUUGUGAAAUUCUGGACAAAGCACUGUGUCUGUAACUUGUGCAAAAUGAUGAUGGCUGCCUGCUAAGAAAAUUAAUUUGUAGCCCACAUCUAAAGUAGAUGUGUCACUAUCCAGUUCGUAGCUGCAGAAAACUAGCAAAUGACUGAACACUUCAGAAGGUCUUAAAGUCUACUGGGUUGUUUUAAAAAGUAUAUAUGCAUAGAUAAAAUAUAAUAAAUCUUGCAUAUUUUAAGUUGAAACUUUUUCAGUUUGUCAUUUCAUGUCGUAGUUUCAAAAUGAGUUUUCUGUCUAACAAUUAAGACAUGCUCGCAGGAAGUAUUUUUUAAUUUGUUUACUUCACAACCCAACAUCAGCCCUUCCUCUCCUCCCAGCA